Caenorhabditis elegans is the source of this 288-nucleotide messenger RNA. RefSeq names its product Fungus-Induced Protein (gene fip-4). Bases 1 to 288 code for a protein of 95 amino acids. NCBI's taxonomy places the organism in Eukaryota, Metazoa, Nematoda, Chromadorea, Rhabditida, Rhabditidae. The record is from RefSeq and is marked reviewed. The transcript is spliced from 2 exons.
AUGCACCCUCCCUACACUAACCGCUCAUUUUUUGUUUGCUGCUAUGACGUUUAUUUACAUUUUAAUAUACAUUUCACUCUUUUCUUAUCGCACAAGAAAUUGCCAUAUGAGAAGACAGGACGAGAACCGCCAUUGUUCUCACUUGUAGUCGGUGAGGAUGUUGAUGAAGAUGUUGGAAAAUCGAAAAAUGACGAUGUUGACGGAGAAGAGCAGGUUGAGGAAGAAGGUUCCGACAUAUUUCAGACACUGUCGAUAAAAAACAAGUUAAACUUUGUCAAUUGUGGUUGA